UGACAAUUUCCUCUAGUGAAGCUUUUGCAUAGUCAUUUUUAUCAAAAACAUUUGCAAGACAUUAUUUCAUUAAAAUAAGUUAUUAAAUAAAAUAUUCCGCGAUGACCGUCACAAAUCGGAUGGAAAUCGACGCCGCUCUGAAAGGUGAAGGAUUCCGUUCUUACUAUAUUCAGAAGAUAGAAGAAUUGCAAUUAAUUGUUGCUGAAAAGAGUCAAAAUUUGCGACGUUUGCAAGCUCAGCGCAAUGAGCUCAAUGCAAAAGUACGUAUGCUACGUGAGGAGCUACAGUUAUUACAAGAACAAGGCAGUUAUGUUGGUGAAGUCGUCAAACCAAUGGAUAAAAAGAAAGUGUUGGUAAAAGUGCAUCCAGAGGGCAAAUUUGUAGUUGAUAUUGAUAAAAAUAUCGAUAUCAAUGAUGUUACUCCCAACUGCCGUGUAGCUCUUAGAAACGAAAGCUAUACUCUACAUAAAAUUCUACCAAAUAAAGUUGACCCAUUGGUAUCCCUUAUGAUGGUUGAAAAAGUCCCUGACUCUACCUAUGAAAUGGUUGGUGGAUUAGACAAGCAAAUUAAAGAAAUCAAGGAAGUUAUUGAAUUACCGGUGAAGCAUCCAGAAUUGUUCGACGCAUUAGGUAUAGCUCAGCCAAAGGGUGUACUACUCUAUGGGCCACCUGGCACAGGAAAAACCCUUUUGGCCCGUGCAGUGGCUCAUCAUACCGAAUGUACAUUUAUCCGAGUAUCUGGGUCGGAAUUGGUGCAAAAGUUUAUCGGCGAAGGUUCACGUAUGGUUCGUGAACUUUUCGUAAUGGCACGAGAGCACGCUCCUUCUAUUAUUUUCAUGGAUGAAAUUGAUUCAAUUGGUUCCUCCAGAAUCGAAUCUGGUUCUGGCGGUGACUCCGAAGUACAAAGGACAAUGUUGGAGUUGCUUAAUCAAUUGGACGGUUUUGAAGCUACAAAGAAUAUUAAAGUUAUCAUGGCAACCAAUCGCAUUGAUAUUCUGGAUCCAGCUCUUCUAAGACCAGGCCGUAUUGAUCGUAAGAUUGAAUUUCCUCCACCAAACGAGGAAGCACGUUUGGAUAUUUUGAAAAUUCAUUCUAGAAAAAUGAACUUAACCAGAGGCAUAAAUUUACGCAAAAUAGCUGAAUUAAUGCCAGGAGCAUCGGGUGCUGAAGUGAAAGGUGUCUGUACAGAAGCGGGUAUGUACGCCUUACGUGAACGGCGUGUACAUGUCACACAAGAAGACUUUGAAAUGGCCGUUGCGAAAGUAAUGCAAAAGGAUUCGGAAAAGAAUAUGUCGAUUAAAAAGUUGUGGAAGUAAAAUUUAAAAAAUUGUAUUUCAAAUAUAGAAUUUAUUAAAAAAAAUUAAUUCUAAA
Messenger RNA from Bactrocera neohumeralis, 1371 nucleotides. RefSeq names its product 26S proteasome regulatory subunit 8 (gene Rpt6). Lineage: Eukaryota; Metazoa; Arthropoda; Insecta; Diptera; Tephritidae. The transcript is spliced from 3 exons. Gene Ontology annotation, molecular function: ATP binding; proteasome-activating activity; ATP hydrolysis activity. Gene Ontology annotation, cellular component: proteasome regulatory particle, base subcomplex. The record is from RefSeq and is a predicted model, not a curated record. The coding region runs from base 102 to 1316 and encodes 404 amino acids. Gene Ontology annotation, biological process: proteasome-mediated ubiquitin-dependent protein catabolic process.